AUGUCAGGAUCAGACUCACAAGAGGAAAAACAAAAAGCAUUUGGAUGGGCAGUUAGAGAUUCCUCAGGAAUCUUCUCUCCAUUCCACUUUACAAGAAGGGCCAAUGGAGAGAAUGACAUCACAAUGAAGAUUCUCUAUUGUGGGAUAUGCCAUUCUGAUUUGCACAUGGCUAAAAAUGAAGUUGGAAUUUCCUUAUAUCCUAUGGUUCCUGGGCAUGAGAUUGUGGGUGUGGUCACCAAGGUUGGCAACAAGGUGAAAAAAUUCAAGGUCGGAGAUAAAACAGCUGUGGGCUGCAUGGUUGGUUCCUGUGGUUCAUGUAAUAGCUGCCAGGAUGACUUAGAAAACUAUUGCCCCAAAUCGAUCAACACUUACACCUUCUUUGAAAGGGAAGGAACUAAAAACUACGGCGGCUAUUCCAACAUCCUUGUCGUAGACGAGCACUUUGCUGUCCGAUUCCCCGACAACCUCUCACCAGAAGGCGGUGCCCCGUUACUUUGUGCCGGUAUCGCAGUUUAUAGCCCUAUGAAGUAUUUCGGCCUCAGUGAGCCAGGGAAGCAUUUGGGUGUGGUAGGGCUAGGUGGAUUAGGGCAUGUGGCUGUGAAGUUUGCCAAGGCUUUUGGUAUGAAGGUAACGGUGAUAAGUACAUCCCUGAGCAAAAAAGAGGAAGCAUUAGAACAACUUGGUGCUGACUCAUUUUUGGUUAGCCGUGACCCGGAACAAAUGCAGGCUGCUGUGGGCACAAUGGAUGGCAUUCUUGAUACAGUCUCUGUGCCUCAUGCUCUGCAACCUUUGAUUGAUCUUUUGAAAUGUAAUGGGAAGCUUAUAAUGUUAGGGGCACCAGACUUAGAGAAGCCAGUUGAAUUGUCUGUUCUGCCUCUGCUUCUUGGGAGGAAGCUUAUAGCAGGAAGUGUGACAGGGGGCAUGAAGGAGACACAAGAAAUGAUAGAUUUUGCAGGUAAGCACAAUAUAACUGCAGCUGUUGAAGUUAUUUCGAUGAACUAUGUGAACAUAGCUAUGGAGCGACUAGCGAAAGGGGAUGUCCGCUAUCGGUUUGUCAUUGACAUAGCAAACACCUUGACUACUUAACCAGUUCUAGUCUAAAACUUUAUAAUUUAAUAUGACAUUGUCUCUAGCCUGUAAUAAGAGGUCGCAGUUGUCAGCUGUUCUUGUUCUCAUAGAAGGAUUGAAAUGGAGUAUUGUUGUGAGAUUUCACUUUGAUCACUAUAUGUAAUUUUGAAGCAUGAUUGUUGUGUACUAUACCAGAUCUUAUGAC
Ilex paraguariensis (yerba mate) is the source of this 1273-nucleotide messenger RNA. NCBI's taxonomy places the organism in Eukaryota, Viridiplantae, Streptophyta, Magnoliopsida, Aquifoliales, Aquifoliaceae. The record is from the annotation of a GenBank genome assembly.